This is a messenger RNA of Strongylus vulgaris, 351 nucleotides long. NCBI's taxonomy places the organism in Eukaryota, Metazoa, Nematoda, Chromadorea, Rhabditida, Strongylidae. The record is from the annotation of a GenBank genome assembly.
AUGGUCCGGUUCCGGAGCCGUGGCCUUCAUGGUCUGGAUGCGGCGCGUACUGCAGCAGGUAGGAUCCGUGGUGGUAUUUCUCCAGUAGGAAUAACGGGCUUUGACACAGCGCAAGAGAUGGGUAUAGAAUCGCUUUGUGAUCGAUUCCAUCUUUUGUCAGAAGAUGUUCGAGUCCCGUCCUCGUUUAGCCAUGCUGUCAGCGGAACACGAAAGUCGAGAAGGUCCCUGCGUUACCUCUUCAGACUUCUAGUUCCGUAUACCUUCCAAAAGUUUCGAUUGCCUGUACUUUCGAAGAUCUUCUUGCAAAACUGUUCUACAUCUUGUAUUGGCUAUCAGUCACUCAAGAUGUGA